AUGUCGUUCCAGCUCCCGGCAGGUAUGCGCCCCGCCCAGGCUCCGCAGCAGGGCGGAGAUGACCCCGAGGCGGCACAGCGGCAGGCCGCGCAGGCUGAGGCGAAGCGUACCAUGAUCCAGGCGAUGCUCGAGUCCGAGGCUCGGGAGCGACUCUCGCGGAUAUCCCUCACGCGCCCCCAGCUGGCGGCGCAGGUCGAGGACCUCCUCGUGCGCAUGGGCCAGCAGGGCCAGAUUCGCGGCCAGGUCUCGGACGACGCGCUCAAGGGUCUUCUCGAGCAAGUCUCGGCGCCCGCGCCCGCCCCGGCCCCCAAGCCCACCCAGAAUUCGGCGCGCACGCGUACCCUCGGCUCGGGCAUCACUAUCCAGCGCAAGCACGACGACUCGGACUCGGACGAGUAUGACCUCUGA
Molecule: messenger RNA, 408 nt
Organism: Cutaneotrichosporon cavernicola
Lineage: Eukaryota; Fungi; Basidiomycota; Tremellomycetes; Trichosporonales; Trichosporonaceae
Exons: 4
Coding region: 1-408 (135 amino acids)
Cellular component (GO): nucleus; cytosol
Molecular function (GO): DNA binding
Source: RefSeq, a predicted model, not a curated record